Messenger RNA from Cyprinodon variegatus (sheepshead minnow), 1452 nucleotides. It is a transcript of the gene rnf141, whose product is annotated as ring finger protein 141. Gene Ontology annotation, biological process: protein autoubiquitination. The coding region runs from base 158 to 817 and encodes 219 amino acids. The record is from RefSeq and is a predicted model, not a curated record. The transcript is spliced from 6 exons. NCBI's taxonomy places the organism in Eukaryota, Metazoa, Chordata, Actinopteri, Cyprinodontiformes, Cyprinodontidae. Gene Ontology annotation, molecular function: ubiquitin-protein transferase activity.
GAGCUGCGCCGCGGAGUGUUGUUAUGGUUUGGUUUGUCAGAGCAGAUUCUUUCAGCCAAGCAACAACGGAGGAUUGCACUUUUGGAGUUUAAAAGGAGCUGCAGAACCGAACAAAGAGCUGCCCUCUUCUGGACAGUAAGCCGCUGCUGCCUCCAGGAUGGGCCAGCAGAUCUCAGGUCAGCUGGUGAAACAUGCUGGACUGGUCCGGGAAAGUGGUAACCUAUCUUACGAGGAGUUCCUGGCUAGAGUGGCAGAACUUAAUGACGUGACGGCCAAGUUAGCUGCUGGGCAGCAGAAUCACCUUCUGUUUGAAGUUCAGCCCAGCUCGGACGCCUCGGCCCUCUGGAAGGUUGCCGUCCGGAUCCUCUGCACCAAGAUAAACAAGGAGAACGGCACCGUGGAGGCGUCACGCAUCAUGAACCUGUACCAGUUCAUCCAGCUUUACCGUGACAUCACUAGUCAGGCUGCCGAGGUGCUGUCUGCAGAAGGAGCCAUCGAAGGUCCGUCUGAGCCGCUUCCCUCCACCGACUCCUGCCAGGCCAGCAUGUGGAUGGGGAGGGUGAAGCAGCUGACCGAUCAGGAGGAGUGCUGCAUCUGUAUGGACGGAAAGGCCGACCUCAUCCUGCCCUGUGCUCACAGCUUCUGUCAGAAAUGCAUCGAUAAAUGGAGCGGGCAAAGCCGGAACUGCCCGAUAUGCCGCCUGCAGGUGACGGCUGCCAACGACUCCUGGGUGAUGUCCGACUUCCCCUCUGAGGAUGAAGUAGUUGGAUACAUCCUGAACCUGGCCGAUGAGGCGGGUCACCCCCACAGGCCGUAACACACUGUGCUCUGAGCCAACAAAGUUUCAUUUCUGAAGUUUAUUUUUUUAAUAAAAUUCUUAUUUUCAGAACAUGUUCUUUGGUUGCAACAAUAAUGGAACACAAAUCCCUCCAUAUUUCUAGAGAUACGUCAGACAAAGGUAUUUCUGUUCUCUGCAGUUGAUGCACUUCAGAAUUGGGGAGUCUAAAAACAGCAUGAAAAUUCCAAAAUCUGAGGGAAAACUACUGAAAAGAAGUAAAAUGAUCUGCCUAUGCAGCAAUAUGAUUUCCUUAGACAAGAUUUAUGCUAUUAAUCUCACAGUGCGAAGAUGGACACUUAGAAUAAUCUAUUAGCUCAUUAGAGCCAGUAAGUUAUCACACACUUUAAAAUCUAUUUUUGUAAUAUUAAGAGCAGAGAAAUUGUUGCGCGUUAACCCAAAAAGAAUGGCAUUCCUGCAAACUUCAAACAAGUACUGUGUUAUGUUGGCUCAAUCAGAAAUGUAGAGCAAACAGCUUUAAUAGUUUGGAGGAACGUUGGGUUUUUGCAGCACAUUAUGAAACAAAACAAUGAAAUAAACUUUCACUGCUCUUUAUGACAGCUGAAAAAACUUAUGUAAAAAUCUAAAAAGGUGGGAAAUUAAUGAAUAUAUAUACA